UGGUGUAGACACGGGGGCGGCUUCCCCCCACGAUUGCGUCUCUCCCGCAAAUACGCUCUUGGUACAACCCGGGGAAUCCCCGCCGCGGCCCGCCCCCUGGCGUCACGGAGUCCCCGGGAGGCCCCGCCCCAGCCCACCCGAGCCUUCCAAGGAGCCGUUGCCCACGCGGGACAGGCGGGAGAGCGCGGCCAUGGCGGGGCCCUGCGGCGCCGGAGCGCCCGCCGCCCGCUGGAAGCGCCACAUCGUGCGGCAGCUGCGGCAGCGGGACCGCACGCAGAAGGCGCUCUUCCUGGAGCUGGUGCCGGCCUAUAACCGUCUCCUAGAAAAGGCUGAACUGCUGGCCCGGUUCUCAGACAAGCUGCAGCCAGAGCCAAACGAUGUCACUCCUGCUCCCCAGCAGGGCCCUGGGGAGGAGAAGUCGCGGUCUAACUCAGACCAAGUCCCAUCACCGGACAUUCUGAGGGUGAAAUGGCAAGAGGAGAAGGAGGGACUUCGGCUGGUCUGUGGUGAGAUGGCCUACCAGGUGGUGGAAAAGACCGCAGCCCUGGGCGCCCUGGAGUCCGAGCUGGAGGAGCGGCAGGGCAGGCUGGCGGCUCUGGAGGAGCAGGUGGCGCAGCUGCAGGAGGAGCGGGCCCAGCACGUGAGGCAGGUGGACGUGCGGCGGUCGCGGAACGUGGCGCAGCAGGCGGCCUACGAGGCGCUGCGCCUGCAAGCCCGGCUGCAGGAGGCGGCGCUGCGCAGGCUGGAGGAGGAGGCGCGCGACCUGCUGGAGCGGCUGGUGCAGCGCAAGGCGCGCGCGGCCGCCGAGCGCAACCUGCGCAACGAGCGCCGCGAGAGGGCCAAGCAGGCGCUGGUGUCCCAGGAGCUGAAGAAGGCUGCAGAGCGGACAGUGAGCAUUAGCGAGAACCCAGACACCUCAGGCAAUGAGACCAGAGAGAAGGCUGAGAUGACUCUCACUCUGCUCGCUGAGCCUGAGUUUCUGGAGAGUGAGGCUGGUGAGAAGUUGAAGAGGCCCUUCAGGUCUGCCUCCGCCACCUCCCUGACGCUGUCCCGCUGUGUGGAUGUGGUGAAGGGGCUUCUGCAUUUCAAGAAGAGGAGAGGACACUCAAUUGGGGGACCCUCCGUGCAGCAGUAUCAGAGCAUCCCUGUGUGCGUGGCUGCCCGACUUCCUACCUGGGCUCAGGAUGUGCUGGAUGCCCACCUUUCUGAGGUCAGUGCAGUUCGUUUUGGUCCCAAUAGCAGCCUCCUGGCCACUGGAGGGGCUGACCGCCUCAUUCACCUCUGGAAUGUUGUGGGAGGUCGCCUGGAGGCCAACCAAACUCUUGAAGGAGCUGGUAGCAGCGUCACCAGUGUGGACUUUGACCCCUCGGGCUCCCAGGUAUUGGCAGCUACUUACAGUCGGGCUGCUCAGCUCUGGAAGGUGGGAGAGGCACAAUCCAAGGAGACACUAUCUGGACACACAGACAAGGUGACGGCUGCUAAAUUCAAGCUAACGAGGCACCAGGCGGUGACUGGGAGCCGAGACCGGACAGUGAAGGAGUGGGACCUUGACCGUGCCUACUGCUCGAGGACCAUCAAUGUCCUUUCCUACUGCAACGACGUGGUGUGUGGGGACCAUGUCAUCAUCAGCGGCCACAAUGACCAGAAGAUCCGGUUCUGGGACAGCAGGGGGCCCGGCUGCACACAGGUCAUCCCUGUGCAGGGCCGGGUCACCUCUCUGAGCCUCAGCUACGAUCAGCUGCAUCUGCUCAGCUGUUCCCGUGACAACACACUCAAGGUCAUCGACCUGCGUGUCAGCAAUAUCCGCCAGGUGUUCAGAGCUGAUGGCUUCAAGUGCGGUUCUGACUGGACCAAAGCCGUGUUCAGCCCAGACAGAAGCUUUGCACUGGCCGGUUCCUGUGACGGAGCCCUGUAUAUCUGGAAUGUAGACACUGGGAAAUUGGAGAGUAGCCUACGGGGACCCCACUGGAUCAGAUUUCAGGAAAACAUUCCACAGAAGUACAUUUGUUCUUUGGCCAGUGGGACCAGGAGAGCGGUCCGGGAACAAGACGCUCUUUGGCAGUCACAGGGUUCUUGGCAGGUCGAGCAGUAACAGAGCAAACACAGGGAGAGUCUAGGAAGAAACAUCCCGGUUGUGUCAAGUUGUGAGACUUUGGGACAGAUGAUAAUUCUCCCCCUUAGCUAACAUUUCUGCAACGUGGCUGUAUUUCUGUCAUGAAAAACAACUUCGCAAUGAGCAACAUGAAUGCAGAGUCCGAGCAGCCAGAUUGUGUCAGGAGGCCACUCUGAGAGGGUUAGGCCGUUAGUGGCCCCACAGGCAAAGCUGCAGCUGGGCUCCUCGGGCAGCCAGUGAACAGUGGAGCCUGGGAUGCGAUCCCGACCUGGAAACUGAGGGUUUGCUCUGUCUCAGGGGACAGUGCAGGGGCUUGGGUUUUCCAAUUGCUGGCCAUCUGGGAAGUCUCUGUGUGCGAGUCUGUUCUCAGAUACUGCAACCUUUCUGUGCGACAUUCUCACUCUGCAUCAAGAAAGAAAACUUAUCUAGAACACUGGGAGUUGGAUAAGCCCUUGGAAAUCACCCGUUUUCACUCCUUUUAUAGCUGGGGAUGUGGCAGCAUGGAGGGAAAGGUCCCCCACGUCCUCUCACUAGCGUCUGUGUCUGGCUGGUGGACGUGGUGGUCAGAGAAGAAAGGGAUCCAGGUGAUGUGCUGUGAAUCCAACUUGACGGCAUUACAGUUAGUUCCUGUGAUGAAGGAGGCCAAAAUGUAGCUGUGACAUUAGGGUGGGGCAGUUAGCUUAACUCUGUUCCUGAGUCACAGACUAAUCCUCUGAUGCCAACAGCAGUCUCAGAGGUGACCAGCUUUUCAUUAGCAGGUGAAGGCAGGUGGAAAUGACAUUUAAUGUGCACAACCUUGUCUCAUUUACGGUAAAGCAUUCACACACACGCCUCCCCUUGGGCCUCAUGGCAGCCCUGUGUUAUCAUGAGGCUGGAGGAGCAAAGACUUUGAAGGAGAGGACACCGAAUGUGGAAGAGGUUCAUGAGGAAUGUUUGUGACCAUCGUGCUGCUCACCUUAUGCAUCCUUCUUGGGUCCGCAGUAUUACUCUCCGAUGUCCGACGAGUAUGCUGAGGCUCAGUUCCCACAGCUCCCAAAGAGGAGCCAGAAUUUCACUCAGACCUUCUGACUCCAAAGUCCAUGUUGUCACCUCCAAUGCUGUUGGUGGGCGUGUCAAUGGAUGCAAUCCUUUUGGAGGCCAAUUUGGCAAAGUCUAAAAAAAUUAGGUCUGGCCGGUGGUUCAGUGGUUAGACCACAAACUGAAGGGUCAUUGGUUGAGGCAACCAAUUGAUGGGGCUCUCUCACAUUGAUGUUUCUUUCCUCUCACUCUCUCUAAAAUCAACGCUCUCUCUAAAAAUCAAUGGAAAAAAUAUCCAGUGAGAAUUAACAACAAAGACAUCUAAAAGAUUAAAAAAACACAACACCUUUUUGACUCUCAAAUUACAUAUUUAGAAAUUUCCCCAGUGUUUUUACUGGAACAAAUUUAUAAAGAAUUAUGUACAAAGAUGUUAAUUUCAAA
Molecule: messenger RNA, 3571 nt
Organism: Myotis daubentonii (Daubenton's bat)
Lineage: Eukaryota; Metazoa; Chordata; Mammalia; Chiroptera; Vespertilionidae
Gene: ATG16L2
Product: autophagy related 16 like 2
Biological process (GO): autophagosome assembly
Molecular function (GO): protein binding
Source: RefSeq, a predicted model, not a curated record